CAAGCGGCCAUUUCGAAAAAAAAUUCGAACAAAAUAUUUUGUGCGGAGCCACGGAUUCGUUUAAAAAUUUUCAAAUUUUCCGGUGUUGGCGGCUCUUACAACCGACAAGAUCCUGCAUGUGUGCAUUUUAGCUGAAACCGAAAACCGAAAACCAGCGCAGUGGUGGUUGCUAUUGCUACCCGUCUCACUCUAUCUCUCCGCGUGUGCUUGUGUGUGCGUGUGCCAGGAAAAGUGUGAAGCAGAAGAAAGCAAAGCGCAGCUCUAAUUAAGAAAAACCCAAGAUCGAGAUAAAAGCGAGAAUCAAAUCAUAAAAAUGGCAAGCGAAGUGGCCCAAAUACCCGCCGAGGAAACGCCCGCAGUGGCAGCGGCAACAGAGAGCGCCUCCGCCGAGCAGGCGGAAAAGCCAGCCGCUCCCGCUGGCGACGCUGCCGCUGCAGCCGCCCCCGCAGCAGCCGCCCCGGCUGAAAAGAAAGAGGGCGGUGAUGCGGAGGACAAGAAGGAGGAUGGAAAGCCGGAGAAUGCAGCUGCCGAUGGCGAUGCAAAGAAGGAUGAGGCGGCGGCGGCCGCUGCACCGGUAGCGGCGGCCAAAACGGAUGCCCCGCCCGCCCAGAAGUUCAAUGUGCACAAGACCAACUUCGAGAAGGACAUCAUCUAUCUGUACCAGUUCUCGCGCACCCCGCUGCUGCCCUCGCUGUCGCCCUACUGCCUCAAGGUGGAGACCUGGCUACGUCUCGUGGGCCUGAAAUACGAGAAUGUUGAUCAUAAGAUGCGUUUCCGCUCCAAGAAGGGUCAGCUGCCGUUCAUCGAGCUAAAUGGCGAGGAGAUCGCCGACUCGGCCAUUAUUAUCAAGGAGCUGUCGUCCAAGUAUGAAAAGAAUCUGGACUCGGGACUCACCGCCGAGCAGAGGAAUGUGUCGUACGCCACGAUUGCCAUGCUGGAGAAUCAUCUCAUCUGGAUUAUCUUCUACUGGCGCGCCAAGUAUCCGGAUAAUGUGCUCAAGGGAUACAAGGUCAACUUGCAGCAUGCCCUCGGCCUGCGGCUGCCCAACUCCAUUCUGAACUUCUUCUUUAAGAUAACGUUCGGUCGCAAGUGGUUCCAGGGCACAAAGAAGCUGAAGGCGCACGGCAUUGGCGUCCACAGCGCCGAGGAGAUCGAGGAAUUCGGCAAGAACGAUCUGAAGGUGCUCAGCGAGAUGCUCGACUGCAAGCCAUUCUUCUUUGGCGAUGAGCCCACCACCCUGGAUGUGGUGGCCUUUGCCGUGCUUUCGCAGCUCCACUAUCUGUCCAAGGACAUUGCGUAUCCGCUGCGUGACUACAUGACCGAGAAGUGCCCCAACUUGAUUGGCCACGUUUCGCGCAUGAAGGACAAGUGCUUCCCCGAUUGGGAUGAGAUCUGCACGAAGCUGGACCUCAACGCGCACAUUCCCAAGCCAGAACCCGAGACCAAGGAGGGCAAGGAAGGCGGCGAGCAGGAGAAAUCAAACGAACAGGAGGGUACCGAAGGCGACAAGAUCGAGAAGGAGUUGGAGAAGGACAAGUCGAACGAGAAGGAGUCGACCGAGGAGAACAAAGAGAAGGAGGAAACAAAGUAAAUUCGCCGUUAGUUAUAUGCGUACAUAUAUCUAGUAUAUAUGUGUAUGGAUCGAGAGAACACAAGAAAGCAACACCCCACAUACACACACAUUAUAUAUAUAUACAUAUGUAGUACUAUACUAUAUAGUAAGGCCCUAUAUAGCUAGGCGCUGCGCUCUCAUAUAUAAGCAUUCAGACAUCAGAAAACCACUCGAAAAACAAAAAACAAACAUUUACAAAAACCUAGGACAACUGUGUAAAGCAAAAGCAGGCAAAAAAACAAAAACCAUCAGCAAAAAGAAAC
Messenger RNA from Drosophila serrata, 1875 nucleotides. It is a transcript of the gene fax, whose product is annotated as failed axon connections. The record is from RefSeq and is a predicted model, not a curated record. Lineage: Eukaryota; Metazoa; Arthropoda; Insecta; Diptera; Drosophilidae. Gene Ontology annotation, cellular component: cytoplasm.